This is a messenger RNA of Alosa sapidissima (American shad), 8191 nucleotides long. RefSeq names its product CLIP-associating protein 1-B-like. The transcript is spliced from 45 exons. Gene Ontology annotation, molecular function: microtubule binding; kinetochore binding. Bases 517 to 5406 code for a protein of 1629 amino acids. Gene Ontology annotation, biological process: mitotic spindle assembly. Gene Ontology annotation, cellular component: spindle microtubule; mitotic spindle; microtubule organizing center. NCBI's taxonomy places the organism in Eukaryota, Metazoa, Chordata, Actinopteri, Clupeiformes, Clupeidae. The record is from RefSeq and is a predicted model, not a curated record.
UAGCGGUCAAAUUUAAGAUCCCUAGAAGCAAUCCGUUUAUGCUAUCGGUUUAGUGGCUAACUUUAGCCGCUUAGCUAACAUUACCAGUCCACGUUAGCAUUAUGUACCAUUCUACCUAACGUAACAUGGCUCGAAAAUGGCUUUUGGGUAAUGCAAUGUGCAUUUACAAAAUAAUCUGAACUAAAUCUGCCGAUGCAGUGACGUGCAGUAUCUGAAGAGGCCUCCUGUUCGCCCCUACCUGGUCCUGCAGAUGUCUUCUCUGCCACUGACUCUGCAGCACAGAGCCUGGACAUCAGGAAGCCUCAGUCAAACAUCUCCUCUAAUGCGCAUGACCACCAUUUCCAGAACUGCAACUCCACUUUGUGGCCUCCUGCCUACCCAGCCAGUGUUGGGUAGACCACUUGGCAUAAAACUUUUUUGGCCGCCUUUGGCCAUACUCACCGUUUAGCUGUUGCUUUUUUCUUUUUCUUUUGUGCUUGUUGCCUUGAACUGCUGGCCCACUGCUUGGGACUCAGCAUGGAGAAUAUGGAGCAAUGCGUUUCCCAGGUGAUGCAGAAGGACCUAGGCCGGCGAUUACAAGUCGGUCAGGAUAUUAUAGACUACAUCUUGGACAAGCAGAGAUCCCACGACUUGGAACAGGAUCAGACUCUGCUUGACAGAAUGGCGGACAACAUUGCCUCGUCAUGGGUCAAUUCCAGUAAUUUUAAGGUUGCAUUGCUGGGAAUGGACCUGUUGUCAGCCUUAGUUACCAGGUUGCAGGAUCGGUUCCGUCCCCAGAUAGGAACAGUCCUGCCCAGUCUGAUAGACCGCUUGGGGGACGCCAAGGACCAGGUGAGGGACCAGGACCAAACCCUGCUGCUGAAGAUCAUGGAGCAAGCGGCCACUCCCCAGUACGUGUGGGAUCGAAUGUUGGGCGGAUUCAAACACAAAAACAACCGGACCAGAGAAGGAGUCUGCCUCUGCCUUAUCUCCACCCUUAAUUUAUAUGGAGCCCAAGGACUCACCCUCAGCAAAAUUGUACCUCACAUAUGUAACCUGUUAGGAGACCCAACAAGCCAGGUUCGUGACGGAGCCAUGAACUGCUUGGUGGAGAUCUACAGACACGUGGGGGAGAGGGUCCGCAUGGACCUGGGAAAGAAAGGCCUUCCCCAGUCCCGCUUGAAUGUAAUUUUUAGCAAAUUUGACGAAGUCCAAAGAUCGGGAAACAUGAUUCUCUCCUCUGAUAAGAACAUCGACGAUGACGACUCUGUGGACGGGGGCCGUUCCUCGUCCUCUAAGGGGGCGUCGUCUGUGCGACGGCCAGGAAACACCGGCUCCAUGCGCCGGCCUAGCUCCGCCUCCAGCUCCAAAUCCACAGGUAAAGAGGGUGGCAGCGCUGGGGCCGUGGAUGAGGAGGACUUCGUCCGUGCCUUUGAGGACGUGCCCACAGUACAGAUCUACUCGAGCCGUGAGCUGGAGGACUCCAUGAACAAGAUCAGAGAGGUCCUGUCAGACGAGCGUCAAGACUGGGAGCACAGGGUCACCGCGCUGAAGAAGGUACGCUCAUUGCUGCUGGCCGGCGCUGUGGAAUAUGAGGGUCUCUCUCAGCAUUUGCGUCAGAUGGAGCCGGCCUUCAAGCUCUCGGCCAAAGACCUGCGCUCACAGGUGGUCCGAGAGGCCUGCAUCACGCUUGGGCACCUGUCCGUGUUGCUGGGUAACCGCUUUGACCACGGCGCGGAGUCCAUCAUGCCCACGCUGCUCAACCUGGUACCUAACAGCGCCAAGAUCAUUGCCACGUCCGGCAUGGCUGCCGUCCGCAUCAUCCUGCGUCACACCCACUACCCUCGCCUCAUCCCCAUCAUCACCAGCAGCUGCAUCUCCAAAUCUGUGGCCAUCCGACGGCGCUGUUAUGAGUUCCUGGACCUGAUCUUACAGGAGUGGCAUACAAACGCUCUUGACAGGCAUGUUGCAGUGCUCAGUGAGACCGUCAAGAAAGGAGUCCAUGACGCAGACUCGGAGGCCAGAUCUGUGGCCAGAAAGUGCUAUUGGGGUUUCCAUGGCCACUUCAGCCGGGAGGCGGAGCAACUGUUUCAGGCUCUGGAGCUGUCCUAUCAGAAGGCUCUUCAGUCCCACCUAAAGGGCUCUGACAGCGUCAUGUCCCUCCCCCAAUCAGAUCGCUCCUCUUCCAGUUCCCAGGAGAGCCUCAAUCGGCCGCUUUCGAAGAGCAGCCUUGGAGUUGGCGCAGGCAGAACUGUGAAGGCGGUUCCUUCGCGAGCGACUCCAGGCUCCUCCUCCCUGCAACGUUCCCGUAGCGACAUCGAUGUGAAUGCCGCAGCCAGUGCCAAGUCUCGCAUGCCCUCAGUGCCCAGUGCUGCCCCCUUCAGUUCUGCCAACGCACUGCCCCCCGGCUCCUACGCCUCCCUAGAUGGCGGUACCCCUGGUAAAGUGGAGGGUCGUGUACGUACCAGGAGACCAAGUGCUGGCAGCACAGCAGGAAGUGUCACCCCAGCCACAGACAGCAGGGGGCGCAGUCGAGCUAAAGUGGUGUCUCAGUCUCAGCGAUCCAGAUCUGCUAACCCCACAGGCAGUGCGGGCAGUCGUUCCAGCUCCCCCGGUAAGCUGCUCGGUCACACAUACGGGCGUAUCCCUCGUCCCACGGGAACCGCAACGCCGUCGGACGGCAGGCGCAGCCGCAUCCCCCGCAGCCAGGGCUGCAGCCGCGAGACCAGCCCCACACGCUCCAGCUCGGUGCGGGUGAGUCGUAUCCCGCGGCCCAGUGCGAGUCAGGGCUGCAGUCGUGACACGAGUCGCGAGAGCAGCCGUGACACCAGCCCCGCCCGUGGCUUCACCCCGCUGGUGUCACGGCGUCACUCCCGCUCCACGAGCGCGCUCACAGCGGCCGACCCACUCGGCUACUCAGACCGCUUUGGCCUGGCCCACCAGGCUCGGAUCUCGGCCUCCGUUAACGCCAUGCGCAUCCUCAACACAGGCACUGAUGUGGAGGCGGCUGUGGCAGACGCUCUGCUUUUAGGCGACUCCAGGAAUAAGCGGAGGCCGAUGCGGCGUCGGUACGAGUCGCCGGGGAUCUACUCCGACGACGACGCCAACAGCGACGCGUCGAGCGCUUGCUCGGAGCGUUCGUACGGCUCACGGAACGGCGGCAUGCCGCACUACAUGCGCCAGACGGAGGACGUGGCCGAGGUGCUGAACCACUGCGCCAGCUCCAACUGGUCGGAGAGGAAGGAGGGCCUGCUGGGCCUGCAGAACCUGCUCAAGAGCCAGCGCAUCCUCAGCCGUGUAGAGCUGAAGCGGCUCUGUGAGAUUUUCACCAGAAUGUUUGCAGACCCACACAGCAAGAGAGUGUUUAGCAUGUUCCUGGAGACACUGGUGGACUUCAUCACGCUGCACCGUGAGGACCUGCAGGACUGGCUCUUCGUCCUGCUCACCCAGCUGCUGAAGAAGAUGGGCGCCGACCUGCUGGGCUCCGUCCAGGCCAAGGUCCAGAAGGCCCUUGACGUCACCAGGGAUUCCUUUCCGUACGAUCAGCAGUUCAACAUCCUGAUGCGGUUUAUCGUCGACCAGACUCAAACACCCAACCUCAAGGUGAAGGUGGCCAUCUUGAAGUACAUCGACUUGCUCGCCCGCCAGAUGGACCCCACGGACUUCGUGAACUCCAGCGAGACGCGGCUGGCGGUCUCGCGCAUCAUCACGUGGACCACCGAACCCAAAAGCUCCGACGUCCGCAAGACCCUGCAGAGCUGGGCAGGGGAUGACUGGGCUGGCAGGCCUGGCUCUCUGCUUUCCCUGCCCACGGAGAGUAACAUGGAGGAGAGGUGCAAGCAGGCGGCUCAGAUGGUCCUGAUCUCUCUGUUUGAGCUGAACACCCCGGAGUUCACCAUGCUGCUGGGAGCUCUGCCCAAGACCUUUCAAGACGGAGCCACCAAGCUCCUACACAACCACCUCAAGAACUCCAGCAACGCUGCCGCUGUGGGUUCUCCCAGUAACACAGUUGGCCGGACCCCUGCUCCUCGCCACCCCAGCAGCCGCACCAGCCCCCUCACCUCCCCCACCAACUGCUCCCAUGGGGGGCUCUCGCCCAGUCGGCUUUGGGGGGGCAGCUGGAGCACUAACGGCCUUUCUAAGCACCCCCCUCCCUUCCCUCCACCCUCCUCCUCCUCCUCCUCCUCCACCCCUGCCGCUCCCUCCACUAGGGGUCCUCCCCGCCGCGCUUUCUCCCCCAGCAUGAUGGAGUACGACACAGAGAACAUGAACUCGGAUGAGAUCUACAGCUCGCUGCGCGGCGUGACCGAGGCCAUCCAGAACUUCAGCUUCCGCAGCCAGGAGGACGUGCUGGAGCCCGUCAGAAGGGACGGCAAGCGAGACGACCCGGCUGGCGGUAUGGCGUCGUCGGGGGCGGAGCAGCGGGUUGGCAUGGACGUGGUGGAGAGCGGUGGCGGUCGGACGGCGCUGGACAACAAGACGUCUCUGUUGAACACGCCGUCGCCGCGCUCCUUCAGUGGCCCGCGCGGGCGCGACUACAACCCCUACAACUACACGGACACCAUCAGCGGCUACGACCGCAGCGCCCUCAAGGAGGCCGUGUUCGACGACGACGCCGAGCACUUCAGAGAUGGUCGUCGACAGCAGGAAGGUGGUGAAAAUAAGAUCAUGCACCCCAAAGCCUUCCCAACAGGUGCAGGGCAGCAGCUGGAGCUGGUGGGGGACCUGCUGAAGGAGCUGUCCAGCUCCAUGGGUGACCGGGUGGAGGAGCGGCGGACGGCGCUGCUGGAGCUGCUCAAGGUCACGCGGGAGGACUGCCUGGCCGUCUGGGACGAGCACUUCAAGACCAUGCUGCUGCUGCUGCUCGAGACACUCGGGGACAAGGACCACACCAUUCGCGCCCUAGCGCUCCGGGUUCUGAGAGAGGUCUUGCGGAACCAGCCUGCCCGCUUCAAGAACUAUGCAGAACUCACCAUCAUGAAGACCCUGGAGGCCCACAAGGACUCCCAUAAAGAGGUGGUGCGUGCGGCGGAGGAGGCCGCCUCCACCCUGGCCAGCUCCAUCCACCCAGAGCAGUGCAUCAAGGUGCUGUGCCCCAUCGUGCAGACGGCCGACUACCCCAUCAACCUGGCCGCCAUCAAGAUGCAGACCAAAGUCAUCGAGCGCAUCGCCAAGGAUUCGCUCAUCACACUGCUGCCCGACAUCAUCCCAGGCCUGCUGCAGAGCUAUGAUAACACUGAGAGUAGUGUGCGCAAGGCGAGUGUGUUCUGCCUGGUGGCCAUCUACUCUGUGAUCGGAGAGGAUCUCAAGCCUCACCUGGCCCAGCUCACGGGUAGCAAGAUGAAGCUGCUGAACCUGUACAUCAAGAGGGCCCAGACCACCAACAGCAACAGCAGCAGCUCCUCAGACGUCUCUUCUCACAGCUAAAGACCACGCCUCCAAUCCUCCAAUCACCUUGGCACCCCACUCAGACGUCUCGUCCAGCUAAAGACCAGUCCUCCGGUCACCUCACCGCUCCACUCCGCCACUUAGCACCUCCCUAAUGUCACACACCCGCCCAUAAGGCUUUAUCUCCACCCAGAGGUUCCGAUCAUAAGCAAGACACUUUAUCCCGCUGAAAUUCAGUGUAGUUUGUCCCUCUGUCUAGCCCAUCGGUAAACAGUGUUUUAGAUUGUUGUUUUUUUUUUUUUUUUUUCCUGAUUUGGAAAUUCUGUUAACUCCACUCUGUUUAUGAUUGCGUGGGUAUUUCAGAAUAUGGUGUUCUAUGUUUUCUUUUGUUUGUUUAUUUUUAAUUGUUUGUUGAAUGUAAAGGGACUCUUUGGGUCUCCAUGACUACGCUGCCUCGUGGCUCUCCAGAACAUUCUGAUGUGAGAUCAGUCAUCUUGGGAACAGAGACGCAUUUAUGGGCAUUUAAAGAUUUUACUGUAAGUGUUAAAACUCUAGAGGAAAAAACAAACAAACAUGCAAGUCUGUGAUGAAGUCUCUACUUGAUCUUUUUGUUUUCACAUUGCCCAUGGAAGGUGAAGAAGAAACUGUGAAUUUCUAGGGAAUCGUUCCUUCUCCGUCUCCCAUCACAGUCGCGAUGUUUGUUGUCGUUUGGGAAUGUACAGUCGUGGCGUGGGUGUUUUCAGUUACAAUCAUUCACUUUGGGUUUGUUUAUGUGUGCUAGACUGUCGGAUCAUUGUUUGGCUGGGCCAGUGAUUUACAUUACAAAAUUCUGAUUUGACCUCUCUGAGGUCAAAGGUGAAACUUGGAACAUAAGGAAGUAGAGACUUUUACAUUAUUUUUCACAAGGACCACUUAAUUUUAUGUGAUUUCAUUCUUUUAUUUUUUUUGUUAUUAAGGACCAGAUUAUGUAAGAAGGUUGAAUAUAUAAAUAUGAUUGUGUAUCAGAUAGAACCGUUGUUACUUUAAAAGAAGUAAGAAGCACUAGUAAACUAAGUAUGAUUGAUAGUUCCCUGAAACAUGAGUUUAUGCUGGAAUUUUUAAAAUCUUAUCAGUGUUUUGUUUUGUUCUUGAAAUCCCCAAAUAGAACAUGACUUGGCAUAAAGGAAAUAUCAACUUUAUUGAUAGCUUCUGGGAGGGGAGGGUAGAGAGGGGUGUUUGGACAAUCUCAGUUGUUGUGUGUAGAAUAAACAUGCAGUCCCAGUGAUCAAAAUGAAAAUUCUUACAAAAGGCUGUGGAAAUAUCAGCCAAAUGUCAAUGUAGGAUGUUUUCCAGAGCAAUAAUUUUUAGAAAAAAAAAUUAAAUAAUCCAAAUUGGAUUUUCUCGUAUUCAGUGCAAACAAAAAAUCGUCCCAACCCAGUAUACCCCCUUAUUCCUGGCGUCUGCGUCGUUUUUUUGGGCUUGUAGAAGGUGAAAGUUCACAGACACUUUCAGCUGCUUUACAUAUGAAAGCCCGACACCUCACCUGCAGUAUGUACUUGCUGAACGUUGGAGUAUUGGAGUACGUCAUUUGGGGCUUGGGAGGGGGGAGUUUUCUGACAACACUAGUCGGCCUUACUGAUUACUGUCUCACUGCGUGGGGGCGUCCCGUGAGCGGUGUUCUUCGAGCCCUGUUAGGGGGGGUGGGUGGGGGGGUCCAGUACUUUAGAAGAGUACUGUGGAUGGAAACAGUGAUUUUAUAGUUUGAUUUUCAUCCAUGUCUUAUCUAUUUAUGGAAGUUCUCUGCCUGUUAUCUCUUCCCUGAUGUGAUUGUCGAGCUUUGGGCAGUUUUUAAUGAAAAGCUUUAUAUAUAUAUAAAUAUACAUACUAAAUCUACACACACAGCUCUCAACCCAAGGCCACUGCUUUGCCAGGUUUUGAACACGUAGUGUGAAGAAUUACUCACUCCUCUUCUUUUGCACGCUAAGCAAAUGCAUGCACGUUCUCCCUUUAUUUGCUUUCUCAGCCCCUGCAGUCCUACAAAACCAAAUCAACCUCUCCUUCUGUUUUAUUUGAUUUGAUUUGUUUUUUUUUCUCUCUCUCUCUCUCUCUUUAGCCCACCUGUGCAUUUUGGCACCGCGUCUGUUUUGCUCAAGCGUAGGAUGCAGCUGAGACUGAGCUUAACAUACUGCUUCUGGCUAGCGUUUCCGAACCUCCAGAGCUGGACGUAUAACCCUGAGCGAGUGCCCACCCUGCCACUGGGACUCGAGUAGACCAGGGACCUCUGUUACUUUAUGUUACCGUUUAGUCAUCUCUCUACACACGUCGUUUGAAAGUCUAGCAUAGAGUUUCGGACUUUGGAAAAAGUUACUGGUGAAAGUGCACACUUGGAGAAGUGUUUCCCUGAUGCCUAGUAGUACCAUCUGUUUCACUCUCCUCCACUUGAUCAUCCGCAAAUGUAUUUAACUGGGAGAUGCUUCCCUACACCUGCUAGGGAGAAGGCCAGCGUUCAGUAGAAGGCAGUUUGUUAAAGAUGGCAGCCGAUUACGUAUUGCUUUGUUGCUCAGCUAAUGUUGACCAUUAGGAAUGGUGUAUUUGCAAACUGCUUACUGCGCAUGUCCUUUGCUCUUCUUUGUUUUCUUCCUCCUUCUCCUUCCUCCUCUCCUUGUUAGCUUCUGUUCUCUAAUCUGUAUUUAUGUUCUUUUUUUCUUUGUGUGUAUUAUGACAAAUGUACAUAUGACCCAUUUUCUUUCUUUCUUUUUUUUUUUUUUUGUCAAGUCACUUGUGAUGGAAUUUGCAAAAUGAACUUAAUUAUGCUUUAGAAAUAAAAUAAAACCUCAGUUUUCCA